CUUUUUAAAAAAUAAAUAUUCAGAUAUCGUGUCGAGAUACCAUUGGUCACACGCGUCAAGAAAAAAACAAUAUAGAAAAGAAUAAAGUGAAAUCACCUCCCGUGUCACCCUUCGUCUACAUCUUUUAACCGUUGUAGUGAGCGAAUGGUGUCCUUAUUCUCACCAACGGUAACCAUAACCAGCUGCUAUUUUCUAGAAAUCCCCAUUCCUUUUUGCCGCCAUUGGCUUCGCACGUGUGCCUCGCGAGCCGGAAAACGACAUAAAUCCCCCUCCAUUCGCUUGCUCUUCGUCGCUCCAUCUCUCUCCCUCGCCGCUUGAAAACCCUAACCCUAAUCCAAUGCUCUCAACGGCGAUGAGAACCGUCUCCUCGUCGCCAUGGCGAUCUCGAGGCCAUCUCGAUAGCGUGAUCUCCGGCUACGAUCGCAUCGAGAAGACCUACGUCAGAAGAAGAAAGAUGGCGGAGAACCAGCCGGGAAGCGGAGUGGCGAUGGCGUCGUCACCUCCAUCGGAGGAGUUGAAGACCUGUGCUGAUUGCCGCACUUCAAUGACCCCUCUCUGGCGGAAAGGCCCAUAUGGUCCUAAGUCGUUGUGCAAUGCGUGCGGGAUUAGGUACAGGAGGAGGAGGCCAAUGGCGAAUGAAGGUGGUGGAUCGAAGGCGAAGGCUAUGAAGAGCGGUAAGAGCGGCGGAGAGGAGGAGGAGAAGAAGGAGAGGAUGGUGCUGUUACUGAUGCAGCACCGGAGCAAGAACGCAACGCCGGAGGAGAUUGUCGGCAGUGGCAGUGGUUAUGGGAGGCAAGAGGCGGAGGCGGCGCUGCUUCUCAUGGCACUCUCUAGUGGUCUCGUCAUCCCUUCUUAGCAAGUACUCAUCUUCCUUUCCGUUCUCUCUUUUGUCUUAUCUUCAGAGAGAAAGAGAGAUUUUUAGGGUUUUGAAAAGUUAUUUAAAGUUUUUUUUUUUUUAGUGAAAUUUGUUUAUUUAGGGUUUAAUAUUAAAAUCUCCAUUUCCUAAAAU
Messenger RNA from Dioscorea cayenensis subsp. rotundata (Guinea yam), 1009 nucleotides. Its product is annotated as GATA transcription factor 16-like. The record is from RefSeq and is a predicted model, not a curated record. Gene Ontology annotation, molecular function: zinc ion binding; sequence-specific DNA binding. NCBI's taxonomy places the organism in Eukaryota, Viridiplantae, Streptophyta, Magnoliopsida, Dioscoreales, Dioscoreaceae. The transcript has 2 exons. The coding region runs from base 338 to 856 and encodes 172 amino acids. Gene Ontology annotation, biological process: regulation of DNA-templated transcription.